GGGGUCAGUGCCCCAGGGCCGGGCACAGAGGGCAGCGCUGCUCGGAUGGGGCGGCAGCGCCAGCGCAGGAUGUGGCUGCUGGGGCUGCCCUGGGCGCUGGCCCUGCUGGUCACCGCGGCCUCCUCCGGCCCCUCCGCGGACCCCCCGGACCCCGCGUCCAUCUUCGCCGACCUGUCCCCGGCGGAGCUCCGGGCCGUGCGGACCUUCCUGAUGGAGCGGCCGGAGCUGGGGCUGUCGCCCAGCCGGGGGGGGCCCCUGGCCAAGAACUCGCUGUUCCUGGUGGAGCUGCUGCCCCCCAAGAAGCGCUCGGCGCUGCGGUUCCUGGAGCGCGGCGGGGCGCGGCCGCGGCGCGAGGCCCGCGCCGUCAUCUUCUUCGGGGCGCAAGCGGAGCCCAACGUCACCGAGCUGGCCGUGGGGCCCCUGCCGCGCCCCAGCUCCUACCGGCCCCUGGCCUUCAAGGGCGGCCGCACCGUGCCCUUCUGGGCGCGGCCGAUGACGCGGCUGGAGUACGAGCUGCUGCACGAGGCGCUGGUGGCCGCCAUGGCCCCGCUGGAGCCGCUGCUGCGCGAGGCCACCGGCUUCGGCUUCCAGAACUGCUCCGAGCGCUGCCUCACCUUCUCCGACAUCGCCCCGCGCGGGCUGGGCCCCGGCGAGCGCCGCACGUGGCUGGUGAUCCAGCGCUUCGUGGAGGGCUUCUUCCUGCACCCCGUGGGGCUGGAGGUGCUGCUGGACCACCGGGACCCCGACCCGCGGCGCUGGGCCGUGCGGCAGCUCUGGUACAACGGGCGCUACUUCGGCGGCGUGCGGGAGCUGGCCGAGAGCCACGCGCGGGGCGCGCUGCCCCUGGCCCGCCUGCCCGAGCCCCCCGCCCGCCACCUCUUCUCCAGCUACGAGCCCCGCGGGCGCUUCUCCAGCGGGACCCCCACCGAGGUGCACGGCGCCAAGGUGUGCGAGCCGCAGGGCCGGCGCUACCGGCUGCGCGGCAACCGGCUGGAGUACGGCGGCUGGAGCCUGGCGUUCCGGCUGCGCUCCUCCGCCGGCCUGCAGCUCUUCGACGUGCGCUUCGGCGGCGAGCGCGUGGCCUACGAGCUGAGCGUGCAGGAGGCCGUCGCCUUCUACGGCGGCCACUCGCCGGCCGCCAUGCAGACCAAGUACAUGGACGCCGGCUGGGCCAUGGGCGCCUCCAGCUACGAGCUGGCGCGCGGCGUGGACUGCCCCGAGACCGCCGCCUUCCUGGACGCCCACCACCUCCUGGACGCCGACGGCCCCGUGCGCUUCCCCCGCGCCCUCUGCGUCUUCGAGCUGCCCACGGGCGUUCCCCUGCGCCGCCACUUUGACAGUGACUUCCAGGGCGGCUUCCACUUCUACGCGGGGCUGGAGGGACGGGCGCUGGUGCUCAGGACCACCUCCACCGUCUACAACUACGACUACAUCUGGGACUUCCUGCUCUACCCCAACGGCGUCCUGGAGACCAAGGUCCACGCCACCGGCUACAUCCACGCCACCUUCUACACGCCCGAGGGCCGGCGCUACGGCAGCCGCGUGCACACCCACCUCCUGGGCAACAUCCACACCCACCUGGUGCACUACAAGGUGGACCUGGAUGUCGCAGGCUCCGGGAACAGCUUCGAGACGAUGGACAUUCGCUUCGAGAACAUCUCCAACCCCUGGAGCGCGGGGGCGCGCGUGGUGCAGCCGUGGCUGCACCGGGAGCCGCGGCGCCGGGAGCGCGAGGCCGCGCUGCCGCUGGACCGGCCCGCGCCGCGGUACCUGCUCUUCUCCAACCCGCGCCGGCGGAACCGCUGGGGCCACCGCCGCACCUUCCGCCUGCAGCUCAGCUCCCACGCCGGGCCCGUGCUGCCCCGCGGCUGGCGCGAGGAGCGCGGCGUCACCUGGGCCAGGUACCACCUGGCCGUGACACGGCGCCACGAGAACGAGCCAAGCAGCAGCAGCAUCUACACCCAGAACAACCCCUGGGACCCCCCGGUCACCUUCGAGAGCUUCAUCCGCGACAACGAGACCAUCGAGGACCAGGACCUGGUGGCCUGGGUGACCGUGGGCUUCCUGCACGUGCCCCACGCCGAGGACAUCCCCAACACGGCCACUCCGGGCAACGCCGUCGGCUUCUUCCUGCGCCCCUUCAACUUCUUCAGCGAGGACCCGUCGGUGGCGUCGCGGGCGCCGGUCAUCGUGCGGCCCCUGGACCCUCCGGCCUGCUCCCGCCUGCAGAUCCAGCGCUGGACCCCGGCCAGCCCCGGCCCCUGCGUCCACCCCGAGCCCUUCUCCUACAACGGCACCUACCGCCAGGUGUGACCGGGGACACGGGGACACGGGGACACGGGGACACCGAGCCAGGGCUGGGCCUGUGCUGUGGGACAGGUGCAGCGGAGCACUGUCACCUCCCUGACCCCAGCACCAGGGGGACACUGCGGCCACCGGGGCAUGGGACACAUCACACUGUGUCACACGCUGUCACCUCCUCUGACCCCGGCACUGGCACUAGCGGCGUGUGGGACCCCAGUGACGCUGCGGUGUGGGAUGUGUCACGCUGUGCUACAUGGCACCACGUGCCACCUGUCAGGCUCAGUAAAGGCGAUGCCAACCCUUCCACCACCACGUGGGUCACUGGUGCCACCAGGACACUGGGCUAUGGGACACUACACAGUGCCACACGCAGUGUCACACAGUGCCAUAUGCCAGUAAAGGCAGUGUCACCUCCUCUGUUGGCACUGGCACCACGAGGACACUGGUGCCACCAGGACACCAUGGGAUGGCUCACGUCACAUUGUGACACAUGGCACCACCCGUCAGGCUCAGUAAAGGUGAUGCCACCCCUUCUGCCACCACACGGGACCCCAGUGUCACAGGGACACCACGGUGUGGGACACGUCACGUGUGCUGGGCUCAGUAAAGGUGAUGUCACCUC
Messenger RNA from Vidua macroura (Pin-tailed whydah), 2926 nucleotides. It is a transcript of the gene AOC1, whose product is annotated as amine oxidase copper containing 1. Gene Ontology annotation, cellular component: plasma membrane. Gene Ontology annotation, molecular function: quinone binding; primary methylamine oxidase activity; diamine oxidase activity. NCBI's taxonomy places the organism in Eukaryota, Metazoa, Chordata, Aves, Passeriformes, Viduidae. The transcript is spliced from 5 exons. Bases 46 to 2313 code for a protein of 755 amino acids. Gene Ontology annotation, biological process: response to antibiotic; amine metabolic process. The record is from RefSeq and is a predicted model, not a curated record.